UGUUGGCAUAAUGUCUUUUAAUAUUCGCAGAAAUGUUUUUCCUAUUUUUCUGCCUUUUGGCAAUAAAAAUAGGAAUUCUGUGAUUGUUGGAAAGAAGUUCGCCCGGCAAAUGUGAUUAUACCCAGCGCUAAAUUUAAAUUGGGUUUUACUGAAAUUUCUAUUUUGAUUUAAAGAAAUUAUUCCAAAAAAUUACUCAAUUAAAAAUUAUAUAUUUUUUACUUCAAAAUAAAGAAAAAAAAAUAAAAUAAAAAUGGCAACAAAUAUUCUAAAAUUAAAAAGUGGACGUAAAAUUUAUUAUUCAACAAAAGAAUCUAUAGAAAAUAAAUUAAUUUCAAAUAAAAUUAAAUUAAAUAAUUUAACAGAUUUGGAAAAUAAAGUUUAUGAAGGAGGACUUAAAAUUUGGGAAUGUUCUUUAGAUUUAAGUUAUUUUAUUGAUUCAAUGUCUUUUGAAGGAUUUAAUGUUCUCGAGCUUGGUUGUGGUGCUGGUUUGCCUUCGAUUGUUGCUGCUUUAAAUGGGGCAGCGUCUUUGACAUUACAAGAUUUUAAUGAUUAUGUUUUGGAGGCUAACACAAAAAUUAAUUUCCAAUUAAACGGAAUUGAUUUAUCAAAAUGUAAAUUUGUAAAGUGUGAUUGGGCAAAUUGUUUAGAAUUGGAGGGAUUUAAAAAAUUUGAUAUAAUCCUUACAUCAGAAACAAUUUAUAAUGAAGAAAAUUAUUUGGAUUUACUUGAAAUAAUGAAUAAAUUAUUAAAUAAUGAAGGGGAAAUUUAUUUGGCAGCCAAAAAUUAUUAUUUUGGUUUAAGUGGAAGUAUUCCUGCUUUUCAAUCAUUAAUAGAAACACAAGGAAUUUUUAAUUGUCAACAAGUUUGGAAAACAACAAAAAGUGCUGUUGAAAGGAAAAUAUUGAAAAUUAAAAGAAUUUAA
Messenger RNA from Meloidogyne enterolobii, 922 nucleotides. NCBI's taxonomy places the organism in Eukaryota, Metazoa, Nematoda, Chromadorea, Rhabditida, Meloidogynidae. The record is from the annotation of a GenBank genome assembly.